UUAAGCAUUACCACGUAGAGAUUUUGCAAACCACCCUUACUGAAGGUGUUCCUGAAAUCUGAGGUCAGUAUCAACGGAAACCGUUACCUGUGCUAGAUCGAUACAGGAUCCAAGAGUUCGAUAGAAUGAAUUUGUGAUUUGUUUGGUGUUGGAAAAAGUUUCAGAAUGGUAUCUGGUUUUCGAAAGUCGAAUCAUGUGGUUGAUCCACGAGAGCCGCAAGAUAAUAGUGAACCUGGAUCUAGUGGAGAUAAUGGAGAAACGACAGAUGGAGAAAUAGACCAAAAAUGUAUAGAAUCAUUACAUAUAUCAUCACCCCCCUCAGAAAAGAAAAAGUUACUGUUCAAACAAUGCAGUCUAAGAGGUAGAGACAAAUGCAAUAUUCCGCUUCUGGAAAGUCUUCUUUUGGAAAUUGGCCCUAAUGUUCAGAACGAAUUGGGGGAAACCCCUCUUGGAGUGGCGUUAAAAAAACUGCCAAAAGACAUCAAUUAUGAAGUUUUUGAAACUAUUAUGAAAUGUGGAGGUGAUGGAAUGUUCCAGUACAAAAAAGACAGGGGCGUAUUGGCUGAUGUUCUCUUUUAUUUCGGUGAUAGAAGAACCAUAACAGCUUAUUUACCAUAUCACAAACAGACUGAUGCUGUCUUGAACAGGAGGUUGGAAACAGCUUUGCAUACCUUAGUCUUUCGGCAAGAAACAAGGUUGGUGAAACAAAUUCUAAAAAUGAAGGCCAGUCCAGAUAAACGAGACAUUGAGGGAAAAACUCCCUUACACUUAGCUGUUGCACAAGGAUCCCCAAAAAUUGCAGAAUACCUCAUAAAAUUCGGUGCUGACGUCAACGCUCAAUGCAAUGAAGGCUCAACACCCCUUCAUUAUGCUUGCGGAAGAAUCGAUAAAGGUUGUAUCGAUGUACUGCUAAGGAACAAUUGCGACGUGAAUGUUCAAGAUAAGAAGGGGCAUACCCCUUUGUUUUAUAUCAUAAAACAUCCCUGCAAUAAAGAUAAUGUGCUGAUGAAGCUGCUAAAUGCUGGUUGCAGAAUAGAAGAUUCCGCGAAGGAAUUCAAACCCCUACACGAGCUAGCCACAGAGAGUAUUUUCGGCGACAAUGCUGCAAAAUAUGCUAAAAUACUGAUAAGCAGGGGAUUCGAUGUCAAUGAGAGAGAUUCAAAGGAAUGUACAGCUCUACAUCAGGCAGCUCGUUUUGGUACUGAGACAUUUAUAGUUUGCCUCUUCGAGAACGGUGCUGAUGUUAACAUGCUCAACUCCAUGGCUCAAACCCCACUGGACAUAGCCCUACGAUACCGGCAGUAUCCUCAUGUCGUCGAAAUCAUGAAAAAUAUUGCUCUGAACAAAUUCACAAACGGAAACGUUCAUAAGGAACUCAUAGAACAGAUUGAACUCAGCGUACACCUCAUAUUUCUACAUGCCAAACUUUUGACAGAGCUUCACAUACUUUCCGCCGAGAAAAACCCUGUCAGUUAUUUAGACAUCUAUUUUGCUGAUAGAUCCACAUUGGAGGAGUACACGAAAAACCAGAAAAUAGUCCGACACGUCCGGGAUCUAGAGCCCUCAGUUUUUCCAUUUUACGGAAGGUACAUCAGACAGAAAUUCGAUGCAGUUCUGGAAAGAAGGAAGGCUGUUGAGUUUGGAACCCAGUAUUUGGUUGAAUCUUUUUGUAAUAGGUUGCCGUAUCUUUGCGUUAUAAAUAUAAUUCAAUGUUUAUCCACGGAAGAUAUUUGGGUCUGGAGAGAUUUGAUCGAGAGUUGAGUAUUUGCUUUGUGAUUUUCAAUUAGGCUUGUUGGAUUUGUUUCGUGAAAUAUUAUUUUAAAAUCUUUCAUUGCCGAACGAAGAGUUUUAUGAUGUUUGUACAUACAAACAAGCGGAAAAAGAGUCCAUUUCGAAGAUACUAAGAUUUCUCAGUUUCUUGGUUAUGGGUACUUGUCCAUAAAUAUCAAUGAAAACAUAAUAUGUCUUCCCUCCAUUGAAUUAACGGGUGUAUUCUUAUAAGGCUGUGCUAGAAAUAAGAUUUUCAUGUAACAGAUAUUUUGACUGAUAUAAUAUUUUUAGAUAGAUCGAUUAUUAUUUCGGUAUUUGUCCGAAUCAAUAAAAUAAAGAAUUUUAUAC
Coccinella septempunctata (seven-spotted ladybird) is the source of this 2118-nucleotide messenger RNA. RefSeq names its product serine/threonine-protein phosphatase 6 regulatory ankyrin repeat subunit B-like. The coding region runs from base 166 to 1761 and encodes 531 amino acids. Gene Ontology annotation, molecular function: protein binding. The record is from RefSeq and is a predicted model, not a curated record. The transcript has 4 exons. NCBI's taxonomy places the organism in Eukaryota, Metazoa, Arthropoda, Insecta, Coleoptera, Coccinellidae.